AAAAAAUGAUACAUCCACAUUAUGUAUUUUUUGUGUAUAAGGUUUUAAUGUAAAUGCCAGCAAUUUGCGUUUAUUGUGCUGCAAUGUGUAAGAUUUAGGAUUUUUAAAUAUCUAGCACGGAUUGUAGUUUUGCAAAUUUAUAUAAAUAUGUUUUGAAACACGUACAAUUGCGUUGAUUGUGUUUUUACGUGUAAGGAAAUAUAUUCGAUUGGAAACGCCUUAAGUCUAAAUAUAUUGCGGCCAUUUUGUUUUUGAUGGAACAGCUAUUAAAAACCAUGAAAAAAAUUGAUGAGAUAGAUUUUAUAUGUGAAUGAAUUAACUUAUUGAAAUUUAUCAAAACAAAAAGAAAAUCUAAAAAUCAUUACUUUGAUGAAUUGAAUCUGCAAACCAUGUUUAAUAUUACCAAAUAUGGAUACGCUAAACAUAACUUUGAAAUGCUGACUGAGAACAGUAAACCAGGAAAAAAAUACUAUAAUGAACUUAAUUCGAAUAUUACACUUUCGAAUAAUUCGAAAUGUAAUGAUGGAUGUGAUAAUUUAUGGAGCGUUUUGAAAACAGAUAUAACAGGAGAGAAUAGAUUUUCAGAAAAGAAAGUGACGAAUACAGAUGAAAUAAAUAAGUCAGUUCUUACAUGCUUUCAAAUGUUAUUAACAGCAGUUCUAGAUAUAAAUAUAUUUAGCAGAGAUUUUCAGUAUAAAAGAUUUAGUAAUAAAGUGCACAACAGUUUUCACAGGUCGAAAUAUGUAUUGCAUAUAUAUUAUGUCUUCAUAUUUGUGUUGUUACAUAUUAGAUAUGGUAAUGCACUAUUAUCUGCACAACCAACAUAUAUAGGACUGAUAUCAAAUUUUCCAAAUGAUGGCCAUAAUAAUAUCACUAAUAACAAUAUAGUCGCCUCAAAGCCACCUUUUUCAAGUGGUUCCCAUAUACCAGCAUCAAUUUCUUCAAGCGGCUAUUUAGACAAGCUUGAUAAUUUAGAACGAAGUGUUGCAGCAGUAUUAAUUAAAGUAGCGUAUGGUACUACAUCAACUACUAAAAGAAGUAUUCCCGACAAUGCCCUCAUUACAGGUCUAACAACAAUAGCCACACCGUUUCUUACUACGCAAAGGUUUUUGGAGAAAUCUUCACAACAACAGCAAUUUAUUUCUCAUCAUCGUAACUAUGAAUUAGAUUUGGAAAGGGAUCACGCUUUACCAACUUCUGCACCAAAUGCCGAUAUUCUUAAAAGCAACAGUAAUCCUACAUAUCCAAAUCCAAAUAGAUAUAACCACGACAGGGACAGAUAUCGUCAUCCAAUAAAUUCUACAUCGCUUUCUUCUUUGCCAAACAUAUAUAAAAAAAAUAAUGAUCAAAUAGCAACUACAUCAUUACAUCAUGAAGAUAUACCAUCUUAUCAUCCUCCUGGCCGCUCAUUUUUUACGCCACCUCUGCCACCUGAAUAUCAAAAUCCAUUUGCCGAUAAACCAACACUACGGGGUACUAAUAAUGAAGGUGCUUUGGUGAAUACUAGUACAUUUGUUAAUCGUCGUCCAAUACCACCUCCUAGUUUAAUGCCUGGUCAUGAAAGAAUCCCAUAUAGAGCGGUAGAUCAGUCAUCGUUAGGAGAAAACGAUUCAAUAUCAGUAUCAUCUGUUACUUUGGAAUCAGUUAUGCCAGUAAGUGAUCAUGAAUCAAGAAAUGCUUUCAGUCAUGUAAUAUUUACCACCGAAUCCUCAAAAACUGAUAAGAACAAAUAUGUCAAUAAUAACGAAGUUCAAAAUACAAAAGAAACAAUUAAUCAUAGCAAUCCAGAUAGUUCGCAAAAUUCGGGUAAAGAAGUUUUACCAAACAUUCGAAGAAUUUUAAGUGGCUCAAACGGUAACAAAGGUGAUGUACCAGAAGUUUUAUUUAAGCAUGUGACAUCCCGACCGAUACAAAAUUAUCAUCAACCAACAUUGUCUACAGUUAAGUUAGUCAACGAUACUGAAUAUCAUAAACAAAGUAAUAACAUUGCUUCAAGCGCAAAUAUUAAUAAAAGUAAAAUUAAAAUAGAUGUAAAUAGCAAUAUUGAUGGUAUUGAAAACAUAAAUAUGCAAUUUAAAACUUCAACAAAAUCUACAAUAGAAAAAGCUUUUAGUAAUUAUGCUGAUAAUGGUAUAACUUCUACACCCGCUGCUGCCGCAGCUAUUGGAGAGGCCGCUUCAUCUACUGCAGUUAACACUCCAACAUCGUCUGUUACUAGUAUGCCAUCAAUAGACGGUUACAGUACGUGGACAAUAGCUCUGAAUGUACAUGUGUAUUUAUCAGUUAUCUUAUUCACUAUUCUCUUAGUGUAUUCAUUUUAUAAAAUGCUAACAUAUAAUAAGCUCACACAUUUGUUUUCUCAAUCCUAUUUUCUUUGUAUUCAUAUAAUUCUAAUAUCGAUAUGUUCCACUCGAAUAUUUUAUCUUUGUUAUGACGCUUACAAUAUUCAUUCCACUUUUCAUAUAUUCAUAUCGGAAAUUUUAUUGAAUUUACCUGCAACAUUCCUAACAGUAUGUUUUUCUGUUUUAAUUUUGUAUUUAUUUUUGAAGUCAUUAAACCACAAGAACAAUCGAUAUUCUUCAUUAAUACGACCCCUCACAGUAAUUGUGGGUUGUGGCGUACAUGUUGUGCUAUGCAUUACACUGCAUUAUGUCGAAUCGUAUACAAUGCAAAAUCAUCAACAGCAAUUAUAUUACCAGCAACAAUUUUAUCGUCGACAGCAGCAUCAAUAUCAAAGUCAACUAAACCUAAACCAAGUUCAUCAAAAAUUUCUCCAUAGUUCAUUGGGAUCCACAAAUAAUAUGGGAAGUUAUCUAUAUACUCCUGGUGGAACAUCUGGAAUUUCUACUUCGCCUCCUCGAGUUUUGUCACUUAUAUGUCAAGUGAUAUAUAUUUUCGUUUGUAUUAGUUUGGGAUUACUGUAUUUGUAUUUAUAUAGAAUAUUGAAAAGAAUUUUACGAAACAAGUCUCAAAAUUAUAUUCACUGCUAUCAAAAUUUAUCUUAUGCUAUACAUAUUACAAUUGCUACUGCAUUACUUUUUAUACUCCUAGCCGUGCUACAAAUAUUUGGAGCAAUUAGCAUAUCGACAACUAGACCAUUGAUAACUCACAUAAAUUCAGAAAUAGAUUGGCUUCAGUGGGGCUAUCAAUUUUCUCUUAGACUGAUAGAGAUUGCUAUCAUAACACUCAUUUCUUGGGUGACAGGUUUAAAAAUAAGCAAUGGUAGUUCUGUUAAUAAUAUUGCAAAUGUUGAUGUACAUCUGGAACCGACUAGUGGAGGACCAGGUGGUGUAUUUGGGUCUAAUACAUCUGCAGGCAAUCGAGAGAAGCAACACAGUCAAUCAAAUCAUAAUCAUUCUAAUGUAGCUGGAUUUUUCUUACCGUGCACUACAACAUCAAGUCAAGAACAAUUUGAAACCGAUUAUCCUGCUGUUUGUAAUACAAAUACAAAUUUACAUACUUACACAAUGAGGACCGGUAAGCUAAUAUAUGAUGAUACUUUAGCUUUAAGUUCUCUUACAAGUCCAACAACUAAAGUAAACAGUUCUAAUUACCAACUUCAUCAUUCUACAUAUCAACAACCAUAUGACAAUAGUUUAUUACAUAACUCUUACAACCACAACAUUAAAUAUUCAGAAAGUAACGGUUAUGGUCAGGAUCGUCAACAGUGUGGUGAUUAUUUCAUUGAUGCGACAAAUGAUCAUUAUGAAAAUCCAAAUUUUGAAUUAGGUAGUUCAGGAACUAUAAAAAAUAAUCAAAAGAUUGGACGUAAUUCAACAAACUCAACAACAGCAUCAAGUAGUGCUUGUUCUAGUUCUGGUUUAUCAGUUGCAUCACAACAACAAAUACUUUUGCAAAGCGAAAAUUCAUAUUCAGAACCCUUAAAUCAAACAUGUGAUACACUGUCAAGUUAUAAUUUCAAUAAUUUUGAGCGACCUAAGUUUAGUAACAACAGAUCUGAAAAUCAUCAAUCUCCUCAACAAGUAAUGCCAUUUAAGAGAGAAAAAAAAUCAUGUACUAUAUUAGAAAAAGCAGCGUAUGAAAAUUCAAAAAACCCUGGAUAUAAUAUGACACAAUUCGUAACGAAUAACAGCGAGGAUGGAAGAUAUUCCAUGUGUAACUCUUUUGAUCGUGGACAAAAUGGUGUACGUAAAAGUGGAACAUUAAAUAACAGUUUUUUGGGAAAAGAUGGAGUUGUUUUUGGUGGCCGAAACUCUUCAUCAACAACUAAAUCUUCAAAUAUUUUACAUAAUUAUCAUCAUAAUACAACUGGCGUUCAAAAUAUAUCAGUCGAUCGUCAUCCACAAUUUCAUGGAACACGUAACGCACGUACAUCUGGUAGAAGCAGUUGCACUAAAAGUGGACGACAAAAAGAUUCCGAUGUUGUAUUUGAACGUGCAACAAUUGAACGUGUUAGUAGUCAUAACUUGCAACAACAUCCAUUUAAAUUGGAUGAUGACAUGAUGUUAGCAGAUAGUAAUGUAGAGCGUACCAAUUUAAUUAAUAAUGAAGAUGGUUCUUGUAUUUUAAAUAGUAAAUGUGAAAGUAAUCCUGUUGCAGAUAUCUCUGUAAAAGAAGUUGGUUCUAACACAACAAUACUUCAACAUUUGAAAAAUAAAUCUCAGAUUCCAUGUAACGAUAUGCAUUGCCAAAGUAGUAAAAAUUUAAAUGAAAUUUCUAAUUCUAGUUCAGACAAUUCGAACAAUUCGAACAAUUCAGUUUCAGUAUUGAAUUCAAAUUCAGAGAAUAUUUCAAGCGAUGACAUACUGAUUGCAGAACUUGGAUUCGUUAGGUUUCGACCUUUAGAUGAUAUAAAUAAUGCUCAAGGUGUAGGCAUUCAUAAUGCUUCACUUAGAAAUCAAAAACAUAUAAAUGUUAGCACUCAAAAUUUUGCCUUUGAACCAAUUGUUAGCGCUGGCAAUAGUAAAAUACUACAUAAAAAUAAGGUAACCUAAGAUAAUUUUCAUAAUUUUAUAUUUAAUGAUAUAAGCAGGCUAUAUAAAGUGCGUAGUUAUUUGGCCUAAUAUUUGUGAUAAAACAAUGUAUAUUUUAUUUUAAGUUAAUUAACGUACAACUCAAAUAGUAAUGAAUUAUGUAUGCGGAUAUAAACGUCCAUGUGAUCUAAGCACUGAACCAUAACAUCAAUUAUUGUAUAUUCACUAUUGAUUUAUAAUUCUUAUUCUUUAAAUAUGUAAAUAACUUCAAUACGCAAAAAAACAUAAGAAAUGUAUUAAUGGAUAAAAUAAUAUUUAAACAUUAUUUUAGGUUAUUUAAUUCAUAAAAAACAUAUUCAUACA
This is a messenger RNA of Teleopsis dalmanni, 5297 nucleotides long. RefSeq lists its product as uncharacterized. The record is from RefSeq and is a predicted model, not a curated record. Bases 390 to 4955 code for a protein of 1521 amino acids. The transcript has 4 exons. Lineage: Eukaryota; Metazoa; Arthropoda; Insecta; Diptera; Diopsidae.